AUGGAGUACGAUGGAAAAUUGGAUGAAGAAACUGAGGCUUUCAGUGCAGAAUUAGAAAUCAUGUUACAAGGAGAUCUAGGCAUUAACAUGGUGUUUAUCCUAUCAAAAAAGUUCAGGGCAGCAGAAGGACAAGAAAGCACUUUGGAAGGAGACGUGCCAUCCGAGGAAAGUUUUGAGUGCAGAUUGGCAGAAGUAAAGGAGGCGCCAGAAUGGCCAAUACCUACUGCUAAAGCAGGCAGAACUGCUAUGAAAUUAGCAGCAAAACAACUGUGUUUUUCUGAACCUACAAAAGAAAUGGCCAAUAAUCUCAGGCAUUUGUUUAUAACAGCAAACUUUGGAGGUGUUCCUAUUCCCAAAAUAAUCUUCUACCUCACAGACACCACUUCUAUCACUUACAAUGCACUGCUAGGCAGAGACUGGAUCCACCAGAGUCUAUGUGUUUCUUCCACUCUACACCAGCAGUUGGCCCUCUGGCAUGAAGAGGCAUUUAUGGAAAUAGUGAAGGCUAACCCACAACCAUUUCUGCCAUCUGCAUUAUGUUUUGCGGCCAGGUAUUAUCAUGAUGACCUUGGUCCUUUCACUUUCUUUGGAGUUAACCAAAACGGCAGUCCCCAUGGUGUCACAGCCUAG
Molecule: messenger RNA, 630 nt
Organism: Prunus armeniaca (apricot)
Lineage: Eukaryota; Viridiplantae; Streptophyta; Magnoliopsida; Rosales; Rosaceae
Source: the annotation of a GenBank genome assembly